Messenger RNA from Cottoperca gobio, 760 nucleotides. It is a transcript of the gene snrpd2, whose product is annotated as small nuclear ribonucleoprotein D2 polypeptide. NCBI's taxonomy places the organism in Eukaryota, Metazoa, Chordata, Actinopteri, Perciformes, Bovichtidae. Bases 133 to 489 code for a protein of 118 amino acids. The transcript is spliced from 3 exons. Gene Ontology annotation, biological process: RNA splicing. The record is from RefSeq and is a predicted model, not a curated record. Gene Ontology annotation, cellular component: small nuclear ribonucleoprotein complex. Gene Ontology annotation, molecular function: RNA binding.
AACAUUUUAAAGCGCGUACUCGUUGAACCGGAAGUAGCUAUACCCACGCUAGUCUCGCAGAAUCGUUGCGGAUACGAAGGCACCCGGUGUUGACAAGCGAUCUGAAAACACUGUUUUUAUAAUUCAGCAACCAUGAGUCUGUUAACGAAGCCCAAGUCAGAGAUGACUCCUGAGGAGCUCCAGAAACGAGAGGAAGAGGAGUUUAACACCGGCCCUCUGUCGGUGCUCACCCAGUCCGUCAAGAACAACACGCAGGUCCUCAUCAACUGUCGCAACAACAAGAAGCUGCUCGGAAGAGUCAAAGCUUUCGACAGGCACUGCAACAUGGUCUUGGAGAACGUGAAGGAGAUGUGGACAGAAGUUCCCAAGAGCGGAAAAGGAAAGAAGAAGUCUAAGCCGGUGAAUAAGGACCGCUACAUUUCUAAAAUGUUCCUCAGAGGGGACUCUGUCAUCAUCGUGCUGAGGAACCCUCUGAUCACGGGGAAAUGAACUCUUUACAGGCGUCGAGCUGAAUCGGUCACAGAUGUUUUUCUCACCCUUUUUGUUGAAUGAUUUGAAGGCGGUGGACUGUCAUUAACGGAAACCUGUUUGUUUUGUUGUUUGAUCACUGCAGUCUCUAUUUGUUAAGAUACAUAGUGUCAAAAUGAUGCCUUUACUUUUUUUUGGAAGCCAUUUAGUCACAAGAAUAGCUGGUUUUGUGUUGUCAACAGAAGUCCUCUGUAUUUUUCAUUUUAAUAAUAAAAGUGAUGAAUAGAUUCAA